AUGUAUGGAUUGGAGGCCGGCCAGGAGUUCGGCGUGGAGCUGGAAGAGAGGGGCAAGGACGGGAUUCUGUACUUGAAGUUGGCAGAUGGCCGAGGCUGGGUCUUCGACCAGAAGCCGAGUCUGGGUGCGAUCUGCGCAAAGGGCCAGGCGCAGCUCGGCAAGACGCAGAAGCCCCUGCGCACGGCUUCACCCAGGGCCACCAGCACGCCAAAGCAGGCAUCAUCCAGGGGCCGGAAUCAGAGCCGAAAGGCCUCACCGAAGCCAUCAGCCAAGACCGAUCUGGACAAAUCCGACAAGGCCCCCCUUUCGGAGCGCCGCGGUCGGAGCCCGCGCGCGAAGGAGAAGGCUUCGCCGAUCCCCAGGUCAUUGGCUGUCAGCCUGGACAAGGCGGCCUCUACCGAGCGCCGUGGGCACGUCUGCAAGGAGGCCACGACCAAGCCACUUGCCGGUGCCGUGGCCAACGUGGAGGCCGACAAGGCGUCCUCUGCCGAGCGCCGUGGGCACGUCCGCAAGGAGGCACCACGUGACUCGCCGAAGCCGGCGCCUGCUGUCGAUGAGGCGCAGGCUCCAUCCUCCGCGCGAAGGGGUCGCACCCAGGCCCCGACCAAGCCACUUGCCGGUGCUGUGGCCAACGUGGAGGCCGACAAGGCGUCCUCUGCCGAGCGCCGUGGGCACGUCCGCAAGGAGGCACCACGGGACUCACCGAAGGCGGUGCCUGCGCAGGCCUGUACUUCUCGACGAAGAGCACGCAACCAGGCUCCUUCCGAUGCGGUUGGCCCUACAGCGGCGGAGGCAGAGCCGGACAAGGCCGAUCCCAAGCCUGAUCUGGCAACCCACAAGGGAAAGGCUGUUCCGAAGCUGCCUGCCAAGGAUCCCGACAAGGCAUCACCAAAGCCAUCGGUGCCCAUGAAGACCAAGGGCCAGGACAAGGCAUCGUCGCCCAAGCGCAGCCGCAGCCCCAAGGGAGCUGCGACGAGCACGAAGAACCUCGCAAAGGAAAAGGCCCCAGAGUUCCGCGGCAAGCCCACCCCGGCGCCUCACAAGCUACAGGCGAAGCCACUGGAGGUCGGCAAGCUUGGCCCCGCGCUGAGGGAGCUGCAGGCAGCCAGGGAGAGAUCGCGCACCUGCCCGCCGGUGCCCAGGUUCGAGAGCCGCCCACGCCGAGGCGAUGCCAAGGUGCCGAGCCCCUGCCGGACGGGUCUUCUUGAACGCCUCCGGCGCGGGAGCCAGGCCCCGGCUCCUAUCUCAUUGCCGACAUCGCCGAGGCGGGCGGCGGUGCAGGAAGUGCCCGAGCCCUCAUCGGAGGUAUCGGAGGCGGCACCGGAGCCGUCAGGCUCCGAGGCGUCCGAGGCCUCGGACCUCUCCGCCGAGCUGCAGGCGCAGGAGGAAGCAAGCCGUCAGUUCCACCAGAUGGAGAGCUGUGCCAAGAACGCGUGGCAGCAGGCGAAGGCCAUGGCAGAAGCCCUGGCGCAGCAGAAGGAAGAGGAGGAUGCGCAAGCCGAUGCUCGGAGGAGGCUCGCCAAGGCGCAGGCAAGUCGCCAGGCUGCCGAAGCCAGAGUCGCCGAGGUGGAGACAUCGCUGGAAUCCCUUCGCACGGAGAUCAAGCAGGUGGAGGAGGAGUCCCAUCAGCGCAUCGCCAGCCUGCGAAGUGAGGCAGAGGCCGCCUCAUGCCAGAAGGACACCUGCCUCGCAGAGGCCCUGGCCACUGCGCAGGGCGCCAAGGAAGAUGCCCAGCGCCAUCUGCAGUCCUUGGAGCAGCGUUGCUCUGCAGAGCUGCGCCUUGCGAAGGAGAAGUAUGCGGAUGAGCAGGAGGUGCUGCUGCAAAACUUGGCCGACCACCAGCUGAAAGCGCAGGGCCCGGUCCUCGAGCUGGAAGCGCGGGCCGAGGCGCAGAGGCAGGCGGCUGGAGCCGAAGCGCGGGCGCAAGAGGCGGCGGCCCCGCAGCUGGCAGCACUGAAGUCGGAGGUGGUCGAGGCGGAGCGUCGGGCAGCGGCCUCAGAGGAGGCUUGGCGGCGUGCGGAGGACCGGGCGCUGGCUGAGGAAGCAAGGCUGGCACAGCUCCUGGCGCGGAUGCCGCAGGCGGAGGCCGACGCCGCAAGAGAGAGCCAAGAGCUCGUGGCUGAGGCAAACCGAGCGGCCAUCGCAAUGGUUUCAGAGGCCACUGAGGCGUCUGAGCGCGAAGCCGAGCGCAGCAAGGAGCGGCUGCAAGAGUCCCAGGAGUUGUUGGAAUCCGAGCGGGUUCGCACGCAGCACGCCAUCGAGCAGCAGCUGUCCGCCGCAUCGUCAGCGCAGCAGCAGGCCGAAGAGGCCGCCGCCGCGGCGGAGCAGGCGGCCAUCGAAGCGGAGGAGCAGACGGCACGAGCUCUGAAGGAGUCGUCGGAUGCCUACGCAGCGGCCAAAGGUGAGGCACGCAGCCGCACGGCGGCCGCGCAAUGCCAGCAGCGUGACACGGAGAAGCAAGUCGCGGAAAACAUCGCAAAUUUGCGUGCUGAGCACUCGCGCAAGGUGCUGGCAGCUACCCGGGCGUCUGAGGAAGCAGCGCAAGCUGCGAAAAGGCAGGUGGAGGCCUUGCAGGCAAAGUUCAAGGCCCAUCACCAUGAGAUGAGUGCCAAGGUCCAGGAUGCCGAGUGCAAGAUGCAUCGGGCAGGGAGUGACCUUGAGGAGACGAAGAAGUGGUCGGAGGAGGUCCGCACGAAGAUGUGCCAACUCGUGGAGGAUUCCCAACAGCAGCUAGCGGAGCAGGAGAAGGUAAGCCACAAGCAGCUUGAGGCCGAGGAGGCCGCGGCAGAGGAGAGGCUCGAGGCGGCCAGGGCGCUCCGCCAUGAAACCGAGGCUCUGGCAGAGGCCGCCGACCAGGACGGUCGGGCGCGCCGCGCCGCGGCGAAAGCCGAGGCAGAGCGGGCCGCCGGGUCUGCAGAGCGUCGCCGCGCCGAGGCGGAGGCCGCCCUGGCAGAGCGGGAGCUCGAGGCAGCGGCGGAGAUCGAGGCCGUGGAGGCGGAGGCCGAGGAGAACUUCGAGGCAUUGGGCUUGAAGGUGAGCCAGGCGUGGUCCACAUGCAAGGAGCAGAGCGUCCAGGCUAGGCAGCAGUUGUCAGAGGCGGAGAAGGCGGCCAACAAGGAAGUGGCCCGGAUGAACUCGCGCCUUGAGGAGGUGCGUGAGUUAGCCAAGGCCGCCGCGGCCCAAGCAAAGGAAGCCGCGGAGCGAAAGGCGGAGGCGAGCCGGCAGCUCCAGAGCGAGGAGUUCCGCGUGCAAGCUGCGCGCUCCGAGCUGUCGUCCGCAGAGCGGAGCUUGGACUGUUCCGUCGCCCAGUGUGAGGAACUUUUGGCAUCGGCAGAGUUGGCGGCGCAGGAGCACGCGGAGGCCUUCGCUGCGCUUUGUAACGACCGAGCGCGGGAGGAGGAGGAGCAGGCAGAGGCGGCCGAGCAGCUGGCGUUUGCCGAGGAAACCCGAGCCCUCGCUGCCGAGGAGGCUACAGUCUUCGAGGAUUUGACCUUCCAAGGACAACUGGAGAGUGAGCGGAAGAGAAUCCAGGAUGAGAUUGACCGAGCGAUGAAGAGGACGAUAGAGGUGGAGAGUGCUAUUCAGGAAGCUGUCUCUUACAGCGAGAAGAGUACGAGGGAGCUUCUCAAGUACAUGGAGAAGGUAGUCCAGCAUGCAGGUGAGCCCAUCGAGUCAUCGCAGGCCUCGCAGGCCACGGAUCCCUUAGACGGCUCCCAGUGCUCCCAGUGCCAUGUGGAGGCUUCUCCUGGAGCUGCCUACUGCAAGAACUGUGGACACCAUCUCCAGCAGCCCGCGAUCUCAGACUCUGGGAGUCCCUCGGUGCGAAGGACGAAGCCUUCUGGCCACUUCCUCAAAGGCAGCAAGUGCACAGAGGGCCCAGAACUGCCCACUCAGCAAAACGCUGCGGUCAGGAAGCUGCAGAAGCGGCUUGCCGCGUCCAUCCUGGGCUGCGGCAAGAACCGUGUGUGGCUCGACCCCAACGAGACCAAUGAACUCUCCAUGGCGAACUCGCGCUUCAACAUCAGGAAGAUGAUCAAGGACGGCCUGAUCAUCCGCAAGGCGGUGAAGAUGCACUCGCGCUCCCGGGUGCGAAAGAACUUGGAGGCCAAGCGCAAGGGCCGACACACCGGCAUCGGAAAGCGAAAGGGUACCCGUGAGGCACGAAUGCCCACGAAGGUGCUGUGGAUGCGCCGCCAGCGCGUCCUGCGCCGUCUCCUGCGCAAGUACCGACAGCAGAAGAAGAUCGACAAGCGAAUCUACCACUACUUCUACCGCCACGCCAAGGGUAACUGCUACAAGAACAAGCGCGUGCUGAUGGAGGCCAUCCAUGCCAAGAAGACCGAGAAGAUGAAGGAGAAGGCCUUGCAGGAGCAGUCCGAGGCACGCAAGGAGAAGGCGCGCCUGGCCAAGGAGAAGAAGCUGCUGAAGAAGGCGGAUGCGGCCAGGACCGACGAGGAUGCUGGCUGGAAACUGCAGAAGCGGCUUGCCGCGUCCAUCCUGGGCUGCGGCAAGAACCGUGUGUGGCUGGACCCCAACGAGACCAAUGAGCUUUCCAUGGCCAACUCGCGCUUCAACAUCAGGAAGAUGAUCAAGGACGGCCUGAUCAUCCGCAAGGCGGUGAAGAUGCACUCGCGCUCCCGGGUGCGAAAGAACUUGGAGGCCAAGCGCAAGGGCCGACACACCGGCAUCGGAAAGCGAAAGGGUACCCGUGAGGCACGAAUGCCCACGAAGGUGCUGUGGAUGCGCCGCCAGCGCGUCCUGCGCCGUCUCCUGCGCAAGUACCGACAGCAGAAGAAGAUCGACAAGCGAAUCUACCACUACUUCUACCGCCACGCCAAGGGUAACUGCUACAAGAACAAGCGCGUGCUGAUGGAGGCCAUCCAUGCCAAGAAGACCGAGAAGAUGAAGGAGAAGGCCUUGCAGGAGCAGUCCGAGGCACGCAAGGAGAAGGCGCGCCUGGCCAAGGAGAAGAAGCUCCUGAAGAAGGCGGACGCCGCCCGAACAGAGGAAGAUGCUGGCUGGCAGCAGGCGAAGCAGGCAAAGAAGCGCUAG
Messenger RNA from Symbiodinium natans, 5052 nucleotides. Lineage: Eukaryota; Dinophyceae; Suessiales; Symbiodiniaceae. The record is from the annotation of a GenBank genome assembly.